AGAAACCUGUUUUGAACAAAUGCCACUGGAUCAAAAUUCAUGGCAAAAUGCUAAAAUAGAUCGUGGAAAAAACGGUAUCUCUCGUCACAUUUCAACUAUCACCCGUAAUGGUACGGCUUAUCAGGAAGGUCAAGGUAUAGCGAUUGUUGAUGAGCCAACAACUCCACAACGUCUUGCGAAUUUCUUUUCGAGGCCAUUUCGAAGUAAUGCAUUGAACCGUACGAAGAGUGCGACAAAAUUGGAAAGAAAACGUACAACGAAUCGAAAUGACUUCAAUACAUAUAAUAAUUUGCAACAAUGUGAUGAAAAUGUAUGCAAUGAUAAUGAACGAUUGUUCAAUGUUCAAUCAUAUCGUCAUUCAACAUUUCGACCGUAUCCGAUAUCACGAGAUGAUGAAAAUUCAUUUCGACCAUGUCGUUCACAUGAAAGUUUAUUAACUUACUCAUCUACAACACCGAUGAUUGAUUUAGGU
Loa loa (African eye worm) is the source of this 472-nucleotide messenger RNA. RefSeq lists its product as hypothetical. The record is from RefSeq and is a predicted model, not a curated record. The transcript is spliced from 4 exons. NCBI's taxonomy places the organism in Eukaryota, Metazoa, Nematoda, Chromadorea, Rhabditida, Onchocercidae. The annotation marks the transcript as partial.